This is a messenger RNA of Sordaria macrospora k-hell, 2070 nucleotides long. RefSeq lists its product as uncharacterized. Gene Ontology annotation, cellular component: mitochondrion. Lineage: Eukaryota; Fungi; Ascomycota; Sordariomycetes; Sordariales; Sordariaceae. The record is from RefSeq and is a predicted model, not a curated record. Gene Ontology annotation, biological process: FMN biosynthetic process; riboflavin biosynthetic process. Gene Ontology annotation, molecular function: riboflavin kinase activity.
AUGCAAACGCACAGCCACCAUCACAACGCCCCCCCGCUGCCAAUGAGACGGAAACCGGCACUUGAUGCAACACCAACAACACCACAUCCCACUCACCAAGCAUAUGCACCACCAUUUACACCACAACAACAUUCAUACCACCUGGACCCUCCACCACCUUAUUCAGGACCAACACAGUCACAAGGCCAAAGCCCAGGCUCGGCAAUCGAACUCAUCGACCUCAUCGACGAUUAUCUAGGCGACUAUGACGAUGCUCCCCCUCAAAGUCUCGCACCUGGCCCUGCCUCUCACCUUCGCCAGCCCUCUGCCAUUCCACUGCCUAUUUCAUUCAACAAGGAGCAGAACAUUUCCCUUGCCCAACAGGAGGUACCGGUAAACACUGAAAAGCCACCUCUUCUUCCACCAAAAGCACCCGAAAGACAACAAAGACCUGGUACACCCAAUGAACAAGGUGCCCAACAAACAUUCCAGGCGUAUCGGCCGUCGGCGGAAAAGCCCCCUUCAUUGUUGGAGUUGGGAGAGCAAGCGUUGGAAAGGCCGGUAAGUAGGGGGGCUAGAGGAAGUGAGACACCGAGAUAUGAGCAUCCGAGUGCACUGCAACCGGGAGGAGGGAAGGGGUUAUCGUCGCCUUUUCAUGGCCGACCUCAAACUGCUCAAGAUGCGCAUCAUGGCCACGGACAGUAUCAGAAUUAUCAGCAGCAACAUCACCAGCAGCAGCAUCAAGGACACCGGUACGAUCAUGGCCAUGCUCACGGCAAUGAAGGACACCACCGGCCGACAAUGCUGGAUAUCCCAUCUCAAAGACAACAUCAUGGCAAUUAUCAUGACCACCAUCAAACACAGCAGCAGCAGCAGCAGCAGCAGCAGCACUCCCGAAAUUACAACAACCUGAAAGUGCAAACUAGCAUGCCCGCCCUUCGACCCGGCGCUCCCCUCCAAUCCUCAAACCAUCUCUCUCCAUAUCCAACACCUUCUCCAUCAGCAUAUGCAUCCGGACCUCCUUCAGCGGCGCCCCGAAGCCCGAGUAGUCCGGUUCCUCCACUGCCUCCGCGGGCAGCAACUACCGGACAUGGUGGAAGGUUUGGACCUCCUCCGGGGUCUGGCGGGCAGUAUCACGGACAACAUCCGCACACUCCUUUAACACCUCACUCGCCUUACAACCCAUCUUCGUACAGCAACACGCCUGCUGGCAGCCCGAAUCGAAGCGCCGCGCCCAGUCCCGGACCGUCCGGAGGUUCCGGAAUUUUCGGAUCGGGACAAGGACCCACUUGGAACGGAGCAAGCGGAGCAGGACCCACUUAUAACGGCCCGGGCCUUCCCGGCCCUCCAUCGGGUCCUCCACCCCGCGCUGCGACGACGACAGGAGCUACUCCUUUCCCUCCUCCUCCGCCGCCUGGCCCGCCACCGCAACCUUUAGGUCUCCCCGGACAACAUCCUCACCCUCAAUAUGUGCAAACCCAGCAGUUCGCUCCUCCUCCACCUCCACCACAACGUUCCCUCGAGCGUCCGAGUCCGCAUCCCCAUGUCCAGCACGCAGCAACCUUCGCCCUAGCCAAACCUCAACAACCCCAAGCGGAACAACAUCCCGGACUACACCACUCCAAAUCCCUACCCCAACUCCAACAGCAGUCCCAAUCCCCCAAAAAGGACGAAGGAAAAGGCUUCUGGUCCACCGCCCUCUCCGAAACAGCCUACCUCGCCUCCGGCCUCAUCUCCCACCCCUUCGAAUCAACAAAACACUACACCAUCCUCCGCCACUCACCUUCAGUAAUUUGGCACCGCGGUCCGAAAACAACCGUUACCAUCUCCAUCUUUUCCAGUCCCAAGUAUCCGCUCCCUACACUCCCAUCUCUUCCGCCAGCUGCAGGUGUGGCAGGCACCCAUGUAAACGUGACAGAUAAUGGUUGGUCCCUCUGGAUCCAACAGCGUGGAUUCUCCGGCGAUAGCGGAAUGAAGAUCAAAAACUGGCUCGGUGGUCGCGAAGACUGGGUGUGCGUGACGCCCGCUAGUCGGGUACUUGCCGAUGAGCUCGAAAGUGGUAGCGCCGCUAAGAAAAAGUCGGGUUGCUAG